AUGUUAAAGUUAACGCUGAACGCCAGAAAUAAAAUUGAUAUCAGUAAGUUUAAUAAAUUAAAAGGUCUAGUUAAAAAUAACGCAAAAGGUUAUGAGCCUGAGAAAUAUGCUGUCUUAACAUGAGACGAGGUUAUGAAAUUCAUAUAUAAUGCACCGGACUAUACUCUUUUAGCCAAUAAAGUUGUGCUAAUCUUUGGUAUUUUUGGAACUACCAGAUGCGACGAGUUGAAAGAACUUCAAGUUGCUGACGUUGAAGAAAUUGGCGGAAAAUACCUAGUUUCCAGAAAGGACUCAAAGAAUGGUGUGCCUCGUAAAUGUUUAGUUGGACCACUUUUUUAUAGAAAAGUGAAAGAAUAUAUUUCAUUAAGGCCUCUAUAUUUUGAAAUUAAGAGAUAUUUUGUGCAAUUUUUAAACGGCAAAUGCCACCGACAAGUCUUGGGGAGAAAUGAAAUAGGUCAAAUCCCAAAAAUUAUAGCUGAGUAUUUGAAGUUGACUAAUCCACAAUAUUACACAAGACACUGCUUACGCAGGACAUCAGCCACAUUGAUAUUAAACUCUGGAGCAAAUAAAACAAUGUUGAAACAAUUAGGAGGAUGGAAAUCGGCAAGUAUAGCAGGAGGUUAUACUGAGAACUCUUUGCUGAACAGGCAGAAAAUCUUUGUUAAGAUCACACAUGCAGCUAAAGUUGUUCUUCCAUCAGAUACAAAUCUGCAACCAUCUACAAGUGAAACUAAUUCAACUAAUACAACUAAAUUGAGAAGUUUUGUUUAAAAUCAAGAAUCUAUACCUUCAGAAACCGAUUGUGAUAAUUCUUUUAAUGACUUUUUCUUGGAUGAUGACACUUUGGCGGCAAUUGACAACUCAUUUGUGACAGAAAAACCAGUAUCAUCACUACCUUCCUUUACCACAGCAAACAAUGAAAAAAUAAUUAUAAAUUCUGACCUCAAAACAGCUCAACCUUGUAAUUUUUUGAAAAAACCACCAAUCUCGGUUUUUUCUCAUGAAAAAGAAAAUCAACCUCCAGAGAAAAGAAUUAAGGUCCAGCAAUUGCGUAAUGCAAACAGUAAUGUGAAAACGGCAUCAACAUUUACUAAUUUUGUAACGAAUAAACAAAAAUUUGAGUCCACGUCUAAUAAAAAUGAAGCAAAUCAAUUGACAUCGGAAACUAAAUCAACAAAUUUUGAGGCAUCAGCGUCUGCAUCUGUAGAAGCGUUAUCAAGCGAUAAUCGAAACGUGAGAUACAACGACUGUGUAUUUCACGGAAAUAUAAUUAAUAACUCCUAUUUUUUUAAUGGUAAACUUCCUGAGCAAAAUAUAUAA
Molecule: messenger RNA, 1320 nt
Organism: Cotesia congregata
Lineage: Eukaryota; Metazoa; Arthropoda; Insecta; Hymenoptera; Braconidae
Source: the annotation of a GenBank genome assembly